GCAAGCGCAAUGCUUACCACGUUCAAAUUGCUCCCGGCCUGAACGUACAUCGCGUCCUAACUCUCAAACGCUCGCACCGAUGGACUCCUCCCUUCGCAGCACCGAAGCACUGAAAUCCAGAAUCGAUGCUUUACAAGUGACUCUCACUCGCCGCUUCGAAACUCUGGUCAACCUCGCCGCCGUCCAGCGCAAUGAUCGCACUGUGACCGCCGUGACGGAGUACUCCAUGAAAGCUGAGACUGCAGGAUUGAUCCGCGCCGCAGAAGAGGUCCAGACCCUCAUCCGUCAAUUGCAGGAGAUGUGGCUGUUUGGACGAUUGAAUGCGCUGGAGGGGAAGAAGGAGAGGGAGGAGGUUGAUGGGACGGCGAGGGAGGUGGCUGAGUUGGUAAGGAAGUUGACUGGUGCGAAGAGUUUAGAUGGAGAGAAAGCGGUGAAGAGGGAGGGUGGAAGUGUGGAUGGCGAUCAUGAUGGCGAGGCAAUGGAGCUGGAGCUGGAAGCGUAGAUCUGGUUCGGUCUUGGAAACAGUCUUCCGAGCCUGUGAAGUUGAGAGCGAAAGUCCAGGGCGCCGAAGGUCUGCUAUCAGUACGCGCGCCGGGUCUGCUUGCGUUGAACUGCAUUGAAUCAUUGCAAAUCGAGCGUGCGGACUUGAAUGGAAGUUUGCAAAGCACAACGAUUGUCAUAAUACAUUCUACAGCUUCGAACUCAUU
Zymoseptoria tritici IPO323 is the source of this 707-nucleotide messenger RNA. RefSeq lists its product as uncharacterized. The record is from RefSeq and is a predicted model, not a curated record. Bases 80 to 502 code for a protein of 140 amino acids. Gene Ontology annotation, biological process: regulation of transcription by RNA polymerase II. The transcript is spliced from 3 exons. Gene Ontology annotation, molecular function: transcription coregulator activity. Gene Ontology annotation, cellular component: mediator complex. Lineage: Eukaryota; Fungi; Ascomycota; Dothideomycetes; Mycosphaerellales; Mycosphaerellaceae.